UUUUGUGUGGUUUCCUGCGGAGGCAGCAGUCAGGGCUGCUAUAUAUAGAGCGGAGGGCCCCCUGGUCCCACACAGCGCGAACCAACGCCUCCUCUCCGAGAUGGGAAAGAUCACCUUCUACGAGGACCGCGGCUUCCAGGGCCGCUGCUUCGAGUGCAGCAGCGACCACCCCAACCUGCAGCCCUACUUGAGCCGCUGCGGCUCCAUCCGCGUGGACAGCGGCUGCUGGAUGCUGUAUGAGCGCCCCAACUUCCAGGGCCCCCAGUACUUCCUGCGGCGCGGCGACUACUCGGACCACCAGCAGUGGAUGGGCCUGAGCGACUCGGUCCGCUCCUGCCGCCUCAUCCCCCCACACUCCGGCACUUACAGAAUGAGGAUCUACGAGAGAGAAGACUUCAGAGGACAAAUGUCAGAGGUCACAGACGAUUGUAUCUCUCUUCAGGACCGCUUCCACCUCAAUGAAAUCCACUCCCUUAACGUGCUGGAGGGCUCCUGGGUUCUUUACGAGAUGCCCAGCUACAGGGGAAGGCAGUACCUCCUGAGACCCGGGGAGUACAGAAGAUAUCUUGACUGGGGUGCUAUGAAUGCCAAAGUUGGUUCUUUUAGACGUGCCAUGGAUUUUUACUGAAGUAUUCACAUUCUCUACUUUUCUCCUUUAGAAUCUAAUAAAAUAUUUUAGCUUGUGUUUCUGGCA
Messenger RNA from Molossus molossus (Pallas's mastiff bat), 694 nucleotides. Its product is annotated as gamma-crystallin B. NCBI's taxonomy places the organism in Eukaryota, Metazoa, Chordata, Mammalia, Chiroptera, Molossidae. Gene Ontology annotation, biological process: lens development in camera-type eye; visual perception. The record is from RefSeq and is a predicted model, not a curated record. Gene Ontology annotation, molecular function: structural constituent of eye lens. The transcript is spliced from 3 exons. The coding region runs from base 101 to 628 and encodes 175 amino acids.